Molecule: messenger RNA, 831 nt
Organism: Lindgomyces ingoldianus
Lineage: Eukaryota; Fungi; Ascomycota; Dothideomycetes; Pleosporales; Lindgomycetaceae
Exons: 2
Coding region: 1-831 (276 amino acids)
Source: RefSeq, a predicted model, not a curated record
AUGUCUUCUGCAGUUGGCAUUGGCUGGCGCGAUGAGUUCGCCGAACGCGAUGUUACCGUCCUCCAGAAAUUCAUCAAGCAACAUCCAUUGGGAGCCUUGAUAACCGCAAUUCCAGAGAAUCUCUUGGGUGGCAACUCGUUUCCCGUGCUCCAAACCACAUUCAUUCCUUUCGUUCUCGAUACUCCAGACUCAACCGAGCCCGAAUCCAAGUCUGGCAGUCUGGGCACACUUCGGGGUCAUAUAGCGCGCAAGAAUCCCCACGCACAAGCCCUCAUUCGCGUGAUGAAUCUCCGAACCCCAGUCCCCGAGUCCGACCCAAACAGCCCAACCGGGACCGUAUUGUCACAAGAAGUCAUGAUUCUGUUCAACGGGCCCGUAAAUAGCUACGUGACCCCCUCUUUCUACACUGCCACAAAACCUACAUCCGGUAAAGUCGUCCCAACCUGGAAUUUCUCCGCCGUUCAGGCUUACGGCACUCUCAAACUCUAUUACGAUCCCGCUUACCGAAGCACAUCAUUCUUCCUCGGAAAGCAACUCACCGAUCUCACGCACCACGGGGAGGAAGUCCUGAUGGGAUUCUCUCAACCUUGGAAGGUCUCCGACGCCCCUGCGUCCUUCACUCACCAACUCUCAAAGGCGAUUCUCGGGGUUGAGAUCAAGAUCAUGCGCUUAGAGGGGAAGUGGAAGAUAGGACAGGAGACGGCGGCUAGAGACCAGCUUGGAACAAUUAGGGGAUUUCGGGCGAUGGGCACAGAGGCAGGGGAGCAGAUGGCGAAGAUGAUAGAGGAGAGAGGAGCCAUUGGUUCCAGAUCGAGCAAAAAAGGAGGAUGA